GGCCUCUCAGCGUGAGGGGGUUAUGGCGGCGGCGGUGGUGGCUGAGGCGAUGGCGGCGCCCUGGUGCCGCUGCCGCGGGCGCUGACAGGGCCGCACCGCCCCGCGGGCUCCGGGAAGAGCCGUCUUGUCCCACCGCGCCGGUCCGGCAUCCUGCAGAGGAGAUGCGGUAGCGUGGGGUGAAUCCAGCUGGCUGUCACGGCACGGAGGGAGGCGAUGGAGCCGCUCCCCGAGCUCUACUCCAUCUUCCAGGGCGAGGUUGCUGCAGUGACAGAUUAUGGGGCCUUUAUCAAAAUCCCAGGCUGCAGGAAACAAGGCCUGGUGCACAGGACUCACAUGUCCUCCUGCCCCGUGGACAAACCCGCAGAGAUGCUGGACGUGGGGGACAAGGUGUGGGUGAAGCUCAUUGGGAGAGAGAUGAAGGAGGACAAGCUGAAGCUCUCACUCUCCAUGAAGGUUGUGCACCAAGGCACGGGGAAGGACCUGGAUCCCAACAACGUUUCCCUUGACCAGGAUGAGAGGAAGAAACGCUCCUUCAGGGACUACACGAGCCAGAAGAUCACCCUGGAGGCCGUGCUGAACACGGUGUGCAAGAAGUGUGGCUGCAAAGGUCACUUUGCCAAGGAGUGUUUCAUGCAGCCUGGAGGAACCAAAUACAGCCUCAUUCCAGAGGAGGAGGAAGAGGAGGGGACAGCAGCAGGACGUGAAGGGGAUAAAAAGAUCAGCCAGGCUGAGGAGUCUUCAAAAAAGAGGAAAAAGGAGAAGAAGAAGAAGAAGAAGCACAAGGCCAGGCAGUCCUCGGAGUCGGGCUCGGACAGCUCGGCCUCGGACAGCGACGGAGCUCAGCCCUCCAGCAAGAGGCCCAGGCACUCCAGGAAACCCAGCAAGGCUCCCAAGAAGAAGAAGAAGAAGCACAAGAAGUAGCCCUGGGGUGAGCAGGGCAGGCUGGGCUGCUGCCACGGCCAUUCCCUGGGGCAGCCAGGAGGGACCAGCAGCUCCUGCUCCAGGGCCAAGGAGUUUAUUGCAAAGGAACAUGUGGUGUUACAGGUGUUGGCCUUGUGUGAGCUGUCCUCUGUCACCUUGGGCACAGGCUGCUGCCAGCAGCAGCCCUAUUUGUCCCACAGCUGCUGCCAGCACAGGCUCAUGACGCUCUGCAGGCCACCCCUGCUGUGCCACAGCCUGGUGUCCUGCUGGAGCUGCUGCCAGCUCCUGUGACAGCUGGGGGACAGCAGCCCUGCAGAGCUUGGGGUGGCACAGCCAGGCCCCCACCGUGCUGGGGACAGGGUUGGUGGGGCCACAGCCCCCUGGCACAGAGCUCUGGGCUGCAAACCUGCCCCGGCUCCCUCGGUCUCUCUGCAAACACGGGGAGUGGAGGAGCAAGGAGCAGAUGGGGGAGUGGAGAUACUGGGAGUAAACAUGGACUGUGGAGUGUUUGCUGCCUUGGAAAGGGAUGGAAAAUAAAUCUCGGCUCUCUCCA
Molecule: messenger RNA, 1474 nt
Organism: Serinus canaria (Common canary)
Lineage: Eukaryota; Metazoa; Chordata; Aves; Passeriformes; Fringillidae
Gene: ZCCHC17
Product: zinc finger CCHC-type containing 17
Exons: 8
Coding region: 214-921 (235 amino acids)
Biological process (GO): RNA stabilization
Molecular function (GO): RNA binding; zinc ion binding
Source: RefSeq, a predicted model, not a curated record